AUGAGCUGGCAAGACAGCAACCCAACUUACAGAAUCUUGACGGCCGCCGAGAAGGGCGGCUAUGGAGUCCUAGCUGCAAUCGUAUACAACGUCGAGCACAUCACGGCUUUGGUCCAAGCCGCAGAGCAACGGCGGUCCCCAUUGACCAUUCAACUCUUCCCAUCAUCCCUUAAACAGAAGCCAUCAUUGGUCUUUGCGCUAGCCGCGGCCGCGAAGAGUGCGUCUGUGCCCAUCUCCGUUCAUCUUGAUCACGCCCAAGACUACGAGCAGAUCAAGUAUGUGGCCAGCAAUCUGCCCUUUGACUCCAUCAUGGUCGAUAUGAGUAAUUAUGAAAAGGAGGAAACCCUGGCAAAGACUCGUACCUUACGCAACUAUUGCCAUGUGCGAGGGAUCACCGUGGAGGCGGAAACCGGUCGCAUUGAGGGAGGUGAGGAUGGAAUCGUGGAGACUGGUGAUCUUGAGGGUAUCUUGACCAACCCAGAAGACGUGGAGGAUUUCAUUGCGGCCGGAGUCGACUUCCUCGCCCCCAGCGUGGGCAACAUUCAUGGAGACUAUGGGCCCAACGGGACUCAACUAGAUAUGGAUCGUCUCCAUGGUGUCUUCAAAGCCAUUAAGGGCCGUGUACGACUUGUGCUUCAUGGAACUAACGAUUUCGAUGCCUGUCUUACCCAGGAUUGUAUCAAGGCCGGAGUGACCAAGGUCAAUGUGAAUAAACUGGUCCUGGAUGGCUGGCAUGAUAAUUUGCGGGCCAAUGCCACGCGGCCCUUGACGGAGCUUAUGGAUACUGGCAUCGAAAUUCUGACGAAGGAGAUGGAACGAUGGAUGGAUAUCGUGGGUAGCAGUGGUAAGGCAUAA
This is a messenger RNA of Penicillium subrubescens, 855 nucleotides long. Its product is annotated as class II fructose-bisphosphate aldolase. NCBI's taxonomy places the organism in Eukaryota, Fungi, Ascomycota, Eurotiomycetes, Eurotiales, Aspergillaceae. The record is from RefSeq and is a predicted model, not a curated record. Bases 1 to 855 code for a protein of 284 amino acids. The transcript is spliced from 3 exons. Gene Ontology annotation, biological process: carbohydrate metabolic process. Gene Ontology annotation, molecular function: zinc ion binding; aldehyde-lyase activity.